Molecule: messenger RNA, 903 nt
Organism: Ylistrum balloti
Lineage: Eukaryota; Metazoa; Mollusca; Bivalvia; Pectinida; Pectinidae
Exons: 2
Coding region: 1-903 (300 amino acids)
Source: RefSeq, a predicted model, not a curated record
AUGUUACCAGGCUGGCUCAACACGUCAACACUUAUAUAUGGGCCGUUGGGUGAUGAUGUAGUAACGCACUCGCCUUUCACCGUCCGGGGUUCGAUUUCUGGAAUGGACGAGAAAGAUUGCCCGGAGUUGAUCAAAGCAGAUGAACAAGGUCCUGUGUUGAUAGAAGCAAAUGAACAAGGUCCUGUGUUGAUAGCAGCAGAUGAACAAGGUCCUGUGUUGAUAGAAGUAGAUGAACAAGGUCCUGUGUUGAUAGAAGUAGAUGAACAAGGUCCUGUGUUGAUAGAAGCAGAUGAACAAGGUCCUGUGUUGAUAACAGUAGAUGAACAAGGUCCUGUGUUGAUAGAAGCAGAUGAACAAGGCCCUGUGUUGAUAGAAGCAGAUGAACAAGGUCCUGUGUUGAUAGCAGCAGAUGAACAAGGUCCUGUGUUGAUAGAAGCAGAUGAACAAGGUCCUGUGUUGAUAGAAGCAGAUGAACAAGGUCCUGUGUUGAUAACAGUAGAUGAACAAUUCCCUGUGGUGAUUGAAACAGGUGAACAAUUCCCUGUGGUGAUUGAAACAGAUGAACAAUUCCCUGUGGUGAUUGAAACAGAUGAACAAUUCCCUGUGGUGAUUGAAACAGAUGAACAAUUCCCCGUGGUGAUUGAAACAGAUGAACAAUUCCCCGUGGUGAUUGAAACAGAUGAACAAUUCCCCGUGGUGAUUGAAACAGAUGAACAAUUCCCCGUGGUGAUUGAAACAGAUGAACAAUUCCCCGUGGUGAUUGAAACAGAUGAACAAUUCCCCGUGGUGAUUGAAACAGAUGAACAAUUCCCCGUGGUGAUUGAAACAGAUGAACAAUUCCCUGUGGUGAUUGAAACAGAUGAACAAGGUCCUGCAUUUAGAGAAACAGAGGAAGAGACUUGA